Messenger RNA from Actinia tenebrosa (Australian red waratah sea anemone), 1119 nucleotides. Its product is annotated as adenosine 5'-monophosphoramidase HINT3-like. Gene Ontology annotation, molecular function: catalytic activity. The record is from RefSeq and is a predicted model, not a curated record. Lineage: Eukaryota; Metazoa; Cnidaria; Anthozoa; Actiniaria; Actiniidae.
UAUUUGAACAAACAUGGCGGACGAAGUGCCAGGAAGAAAGGAAAACUGUAUUUUCUGCAAAAUUUCUGCAAAGGAAAAAGAGGCACAAAUAGCUUACGAAGAUGAGGAAUUUGUUGCCUUUCCAGACAUUCAACCUGCAGCAAAAUAUCACUACUUAAUAAUUCCAAAAGUGCAUUAUGGAAACCCCAAAUCACUGGACGGUCGGCAACUGGAACUCGUACAGAAAAUGAAGGAGGUGGCUUAUAAGAUUUUAGAGCAAGAAAAAGUGGAUUCAGAUGACGUUAGAAUUGGUUUCCACUGGCCACCUUUUAAUUCAAUUCAGCAUCUUCAUCUUCAUGUUCUUUCUCCAGCUUCUCAGAUGAGCAUUUUUUCUAAUUCGAUUUACCGGCCGAACUCAUGGUGGUUUGUGACAGUUGAAUGGAUGUUGGAACAUCUAAAAAAGAAGCUUGGAUAGAAGUUACAUAAUUAAAUUGGCAUUCUCUUUAUGCUUUUUAGCGUAUAAGACCUCUAACAAGAUUGUCGUAACUUUAACUCUUGUUUAAUUUGAAGAAAAGAAAAUAUAUUCGAAGACAUUUUUUUACGAGAAUUUAAGUUAGUGUUCCUUGUAUUUUGCCAUAAAUAUCAACUUCAAAAUUUGACGUAAAAUACGUUAUACAUAACACGAAAGGAGUCAGAUUUAAAAAAAAGAUCUUUGUACUGAAAUAUGAGAUAUAUUAUGAAUUAUGAUAGUCCAUUCUCGGCAGGACAGUCCCUAACAUUGUCUAGGGAAGCAGUAUGUUUACGCUAUUUCAAAAGAAGGGCAGGGACAUGCAUGUAUAUAUGUCAAAGUUCAUAACUUUUUUGGCAGGUAUACUGAACCACCAAAAAGAAAGGCCAUGUGACAUAAUUUUUAUGGCAUCAGGGCCUGGUUUUACGAAGUCUGGAUGGCACUAUCUGGCAGAUAUAUCCUUAUCCAGUGGAUAAGUCAAUGCUGUUAUCCAAUAAAUCUUAUCCACUGGAUAAGAUUUAUCCUUCUGAUAGUGCUAUCCACCCUUUGUACAACCGGGCCCAGGGGUUUUGAAGAAUCUUUAUCUUCAAAAUUCAUAAGGGGAUCAUGUAUUAAACUAAAAUAUAAAAGUA